Neohortaea acidophila is the source of this 807-nucleotide messenger RNA. RefSeq lists its product as uncharacterized. The record is from RefSeq and is a predicted model, not a curated record. NCBI's taxonomy places the organism in Eukaryota, Fungi, Ascomycota, Dothideomycetes, Mycosphaerellales, Teratosphaeriaceae. The transcript has 2 exons. Bases 1 to 807 code for a protein of 268 amino acids.
AUGUCACCCGCAAGACGGCUUCAGGCUCAAUUGAUGCUGGAAAGCUCGGUCGAAGCUGGAAUACCUGAUGACACGCGCAAGCCUUACGUCGACGCGGUCAAUGCCGGGGUGGCUACAUGGGAGAAGGCUUGGGAGGAGACUCAAGCGGAGGGCAACUUGCUAUUUGUGCACGAGCAUGCACAGUUUGCCACCUCGAUUGACUCGGCACUCGAAUAUGUCCGACACGCAUGGAACUCUGAUGCUCCUUCUAAACCGAUCAACUUCACCAUGAUCCCCGACAAUCUCCUGCUCAAACCAGGCACUGCCGUCAUCCUCACCACUCGUCAUCCGGCGUGGGUCAUACCAGCGGUAUGCCGCGCCAUGGGCCACAUCGAGGGUGAUGCCAACCGUUCGAACUUGAUCUUCGUUUGCAAUAUGCACUGGCAGAGAGCUCUCUACGACUGGUACACUCAAAACGGUGUCAAGGCUGUCGUCGUAGAAGCAGAAGAUUACAUGACGAGCCCAGAUCUGGUGCGAAAGCUGUGCAGUGAGGUCGGCCUGGACCCAGAACGUGCCCUCUUCAGCUGGCCGCGCGCCACAGAAGAGGAGAAAGCCAGCAUGCGUCCGGUUGUGGUGCAUUUACUGCAUUCACUGCUGAACUCCACCGGGAUCAUCCCAGGAAAGGCGAACCCGCCACCUAUCCUUCCGGAUGAGGAGGUGAAAUGGAAGCAAGAAUUUGGGGAGGAACGCGCGCGUUUGAUCAAAGAAUUGGUCGAUGCCGCUAUGCCGGAUUACGAGUAUCUGAGGGCUCGGAAGUUGACGUUAUGA